Molecule: messenger RNA, 4011 nt
Organism: Chelonoidis abingdonii (Abingdon island giant tortoise)
Lineage: Eukaryota; Metazoa; Chordata; Testudines; Testudinidae
Source: RefSeq, a predicted model, not a curated record
UGGCGUGCCCGGCCACCCCAGAGCCAGCAGGGCGACGAGAGGCUGCGACUCCAUACCCUGCACACCCUGCUGCAGCAGCUUCGCACUUUCUACCAGGAUGAUCUGCAGCAGCUGAUUCUAAUGACUCCCCCUAAUGUGCAGCUUCUCGCCAGAGACCCCCUGACAGAACAGAGCAUCGAGGAGAUGCGGAAGCUGCUGCUGCUGCUGCUGGGGGCUGCUGUGCAGUGUGAGCGGAAGGCAGAGAUCAUUGAACGGAUCCAGGGACUGGACAUUGAGACCCAGACUGCGCUGGCCGGUACCAUCCAGGAGGUGACCCAGGGCCCAGGGGUGGUGCUGAGCCUGCAGUGGGGGGCACUGGCUGAGCUGCACCCCUUGGAGCUGACACGGGUCCUGCAGGAGCUGUCGUCCCAGCUGCAGGGCCUGGUGCAGGAGCGGGAUGCAAGUGCGGAGAGGCUGUGGGAGCUGCAGCAGGAGCGGGAGGUGUCAUCCCCCCAUGGCCAACUGUCCCCCGAGGGGCCCUGGGACAAUCGCCAGCACCUCGGGGUGCAACUGGCUGACGCCCGGGGCCAGGCCCGGCGCCUGCGCCAGGAACUGGAGGAGAAAUCUGAGGAGCUGCUGGAUCAGCACCAGGAGCUGCAGGAGCUGGAGGCCGAGUUGAGAAGGCUGCGACAAGAGCACCGGGCAGUGGCGGGUGAGGCGCGCCUGGCGGGGCUGUACCGGGAUGAGCUGGAUGCCAUGCGGGAGAAGGCGGCCCGGGCUGAGCGCCUGCAAGGGGAGCUCUCGGCCCUGCGGGAGCGACUGCCUGCACUGGAGCGGUGCCGGGGCAGGCUGGAGGAGGAGCGGGCCUUCUCCCAGGCCCUGCUGGACAGCAAGGCACAGCUGGAGGGGCAGCUGGAAUCCGCCCGCGCCCGAGCCCAGCACCUGCCCCGGCUCGAGAAGGAGAAUCUGCUGCUGCGGAGCCAAUUAGAGCAAGUUGAAGAGGAGCGGGAGCGGGAGCGUCAGCAGCUGGAGGAGCUGCAGCAGGAGAAGGUGUUGCUGGAGGAGGAGCUGAAGCAGAAUCUAGGGGAGUCCCAGCACCUGUUCUGGGAAGAGGAGCAGGAGCCCAAUGAGGCUCCCAGUGACCCUGCUGAGAUUCCCAAGUCCUUGAGCUAUGAGGUGACCGAGGUGACAUCCAGCUGCCUGCUAGCGCUGGAGCGGGAGAACCAGGAGCUGCGCCGGAGGCUGCAGGAGGCACUGGAGGCCCUGGGAGAACCCAGGAGUCCAGGCCUUGAGCAGAAGAAUAAGGCCCUCAGCAAAGAGGUGCAGCGACUGGGGGCAGAGCUGGAAGCCCAGCGGGCCCGGAGCUCCCAGGAGCGGGAGGAGCUGAGCGCCGCCCUGCUGGGGGAGAAAGAGCAGCUGGAGCGGGAGCUGCGCAGCUUGCAGGAGCAGCGGCACUGCGAGCAGGGGUCUCUGCAGAGCCAGGGGGACCUAGGUGCCUGGGCCCAGGAGCAGCAGGAGGCACUGGCAGAGAGUGGGCGCCGGCUAUGCCAGGUAGAGGAGCGGGCAUCCAGCCUGCAGGAGGCAUUGCGCCGUCUGGAGGCCACUCACGCCAAGGCCCUGGAGGGGCUGACUGCCUCCCAGGAGGCCCGGGGACGCCUGGAGCAGGAACUGCUGAGACUGCGGCAGGAGCUGGAGCAGCAGCGCCUGGAGGCCCUGCUGCUGGGGCAGCUGGAGGCCGAGGUCCAGGCGCUGGAGAAGGAGCGAGAGGCGCUACAGGCGGAGUUGAGUCAAGCUGAACAGGAGCUGGCAGAGGCCCGGGGCAGUCUGGAGGCAGAGCGGCAGCGGGCCGGGCGCCAGGCUGAACAGGCGCGGGAGGCCACAGAGGAGUUGCGGGCAUCCGAGCGUGAGCUGGGCACCCUGCAGCGUGGGCUGGAGCAACACAAGGCGGCCCUGACCCAGCUGGAGGGCGAGCGAGGGGCACUGGAGGCAGUGCUGAGCCAGGCUGAGAGAGAGCGCCGGGUGCUGGACAAGGAGAUCCGGCGUCUGCGGGCCCAGACCCAGGCCCAAGAGGAAGCACUUGCAGAACAGGGCCGCCGGGCCGCCCAGCUGGAGGCCCAGAGCCGGCUGCAGGCGCUGGAGUUGGGCGGGCUGAGAGAGACAGCGCAGCGGCUGCAGGAGCUGGAGCAGGAGAGCAAGGGGCUGCGGGAGCAGCUGGCAGCUGAGCGCAAGGCCUCAGCCACUCUGCGGGAGGAGCUGCUGAGCGAGAAGGUGAAGGGACAGGAGCGGGAGGCUGACCUGCUGCGGCUGCGGGAGCAGCUGGAGCGGCGGGAGGAGGAGCAGCGCCUCCUGGAGGAGCAGCAGGGCACCCACCAGAGAAUGCAGCGCUGCUGGCAGAGAAGAAAGACGGCACUGAUGGGGCGGCUGGGGCAGCUGGAGUCGCAGCUGGGCACCUUGCAGGGGGAGCUGCUGAGCCUGCAGGGGCAGAGCGGAGGCCUGCGGGAGGAGAGUGGGCGACUGCAGGCCCAGUGUGGGGCCCUCCAGGUGGAGCAGGCAGCGUUGCUGUCCCAGAAGGCAGCACUGGAGGCUCGGGCGUCGGAGCUGCGGGAGCGAGUGGCAGGGCUGGAGGCUGAGGUACGGGUGGCCCGGCAGGAGCGGGACGAGUGGCGCGGGCGCCACGAAGGGCUGGUGCGCAACCAUGACAAGCUGGCACUGCUGCACGAGCGCCAGGGUGCUGAGCUGGAGGGGCUGCUGGGCAAGCAGGCCGGCCUCAAAGGGGCACUGCGGGCACUGGAGCAGGAGCACCGAGCCCUGCAGGACAGGCACAGCCAUCUGGUGGCACAGCAGGCCGGGCUGGAACAGCGGGAGGCAGCCCUGCGGGGGGAACGGGAGCGGCUGGAGGAGGCUGAGCGGGAACACCGGCAGCUGGGGGAGCAGCAUGCCCGGCUGCAGGACGAGCAUGCACGGGUGCAGACGGCGCUGGCUGCAGCCGAGCGAGCGCAGGAGGAGCAGCAAGGGGAGCUGCGGGGCCUGCGGGGCCGGCUGACGGGGCUGCAGCUGGAGCAGGCGCGGCUGGAGGCUGAGGGCACUGCCCUGCGGGAGCAGAACCACCAGCUGGAGGUAGCGCUGGGCCGGAUCGGAGACCAGUGUGAGCUCCUGGCCCAGCUGAAGGGAAACCAGGAGGAGGAGAACCGACACCUGCUGCAGGAGAUCCAGAAACUGAGCCAGGAGAACCGCAGCCUGCUGGAGCGCAGCAUGGAGAGCCGGGAGCAGUACCACUCAGAGCAGCGCCAGCACCUGGAUAAGCUGAAUGAGCUGCGCCGGGAGAAACAGAAGCUGGUGGAGAAGAUAAUGGACCAGUACCGGGUGCUGGAGCCAGCGCUGCCUAAGAGCAAGAAGAGCAGCAACUGGAUUGCGGACAAGAUGAAGAAGCUGAUGAAGCCGCGGCGUGAGCCCCCCCGGGAACAGCAGCGCCCCCUGGCGGAGGGGGCCAAUAGCAUUGAGAACCUGCCGGUACUUGGGCAGGAUGGGCGUGCACCUGAUGGUGACUCCAGCGCCCCUGCCUCGCCUGUGCCCCUGCGCAAGGCCACCAGCGUGCUGAGCCUGCCCGACGCCCAGCGGGUGCACCUACGGCUAAACCGGCGCAAGCUGAGCUCCCGCGUCCUGGUCAGCGAGUCCUUUGGGCCUGGGGAUGCCACCCCCCGGCAGCGCUUCCGCCAGCGCCAGCGCCCCCUUGCCUUUCUGGGGAGCUCCCGCGAGGAGGCCGCUGCCCCCUGGGAGGCCCAGGAGGGGCAGAGACUCCCCAGUGCUGGCAGUGAAGAGAGAGGGCUACCGCAAGGGAAGGAGAAGGCACCGCUCAUGCCCCAGCUCAGUCAGUGAGCCCAGCUCAGCCCCGCCCGGAUGGCAGCAGGGAACUGAACCAGGAAGGGAUCCUGCUACAGUCCCAGCUCCCAGGAUCCUCCAGCCACAUGCCAGGGGCAUAGAGAAUUGGCUCUGCCCCCCAGCCCCUGAUCCCUCCCAUCCCCCCCAGGACUC